AUGGGCCCGAAUUUUUGCUCAAAGAGGACAACUUAUGGCCGGACGACGAAAAAGAACUCGUUUCCAAACUUGAGCAGUUAUGCUGUGCUACAACCAGAGAACACUCUCCGAGCCAUUAGAAAUACGUACCAGAGCAACGAUCGCUCUGUUCAGAAUGGCACAGAUGGAAAGUCCUCCAAACAGGGAUCUUCGCUACCAACUAUCCCUCUUCGAAUUCUCUACGAGGAUAAACAACUCCGCUCUACCACAGGAUGCGAAAGAACCGAUUUUCCUUCCGAGGAAAAGCAACAUCACGUCGCUCUACAUUCUACGUUCAUGAGAAGAACCAUCACUGUGGCACAGAGCAAACAUGUUGCUCUUCGUCAGUCUGUCUGGAUACCGAAAGGACGAUCAACAGUCAAACGUGUCAUCAACAACCGCUGUUACGUAUGCAAAAUGCUCAAAGCGAAACCCGUGAAUCCGCCUGCCUAUCCUUUCGAAAACUUCAGGACUGGAUGUUAUGGGACCAGUGAAAUACAGAUCUAUCGAAGGAGGAAUCAAUAA
Molecule: messenger RNA, 543 nt
Organism: Cooperia oncophora
Lineage: Eukaryota; Metazoa; Nematoda; Chromadorea; Rhabditida; Trichostrongylidae
Source: the annotation of a GenBank genome assembly